GACGGGGUGUUUACAGUGGCCGAGCACAUGAUUAUGCUGGCCUUUGGCGGGCCUGCCCUGUGGGGGCAUUUGUCACUUGCUUUUUCCCCAUCUUCCUGGCGUGUGUUAUAAGUGGCUGAGAGUUAUUUCUGGGCCUACCGAAAGCAAUUAGAAAUAAUCAUUUGGCUAUUGGGAUUGUUUAUCUGGGACUGGCUUUGUGGGUGCUGUUUCGCUUUCUAAAGCCCCUUUAAACACAAAAAAAUUCUUAAGAAUUGCUUCAGAAGAGAAUUUCUGGGCAGUGUUAUGGGGUUUUUAAUGUUACUUAUAAAAGAUGUAAUUAUUUUAUAAUGCCCUGUAUCUUUAGAUUGCCAUCAAAGUGAAGGUGACGCCAAAGAUUAUUAAGUAGCCUUACUGGGAGCAUCUAGGCACCUUGAAUAGGUGUUGGGAAACCACUGAGGUCUGAUUCUUGAAGCCUUUAUCCCACAUUUGGCCUCUUUUGUCGUGCCAUCACAUAGUGGGAUAGUGUGCUGUUCUUUUUUACUUCAUCACAUGAAACAGUUAAAAAUUGGAAUGUUUGUAUAUAUUUAUCCUGACCAAAGUGAGGAUUAACUGUAUGUUCAAGUUCAAAUUAAUCUCUUUGCAGCUACAUGUGUAAAAGGCAGCUGUUGGUGUUAGACCUGAGAUAUGAAAGUUUGUUACUAUUUGUUUCUCUGUCACAUGCAUGGACUGUUAGCAGAAUUAGAUAUUUCCUUCUACAAAACAAGUUCUUGAGCAGGAGCUGUGUUUGACAGUUUAAUCUGUGUUUUGCUUUUUCCUGAACUUUUGAGGGGGAGGGGCAUAUUUAGUUUUGAAUGCUUGUGCACCUAAGUUCUGUUCAGAAAACUGUAGCUGUUGAUCUGUUGACAUUAAGGAGCUCCAAAGAGUACACUGCCUCAAGGAUUUCUUUAAACUACAUGCCUUUUAAUAUGACUAUUGCUCAAUUAUGCUUGUAGUAAUUUGUUAUGAUUUUGCCUGCAUUUACAGAAGCCCACUAUGUCAGGACUAGAUAGCUAUGUUGGGUUAUGGGAGUUCAUACCUGAAGCCCAGAAAAUGUCUGAUAACAUGACUGUCUCUGUGUAUCUCUAGGAAUUGUUGUAUCAAGACUGAAAUUCUUUGGGGACUUAACAGAUUGAAUUUUGUUGACAGUCUCAUGAAUAGGAGGAAUAUUUGCCAUCACAAGGAAUAUCUUGCCUAUCCUGCCCUUUUAAAUUCUUACUUGUUCCAACUAGCAAGUAUAGGCUUACUGUAAACAUGACAAACAUUGUAUGAGUCUUAUUACAAAAGGAAAACAUAUUGACAUAUUAGCAGCCAGUAUGCAAAGCCUAAUUGAUCCUAUCUUUAUUAAUCUACCUAGGGCGCAAUCCAAUCCAGAUGUCUGUAACCUUACAAAUACUGAGGAUUACAGCCACCCUAUGCAGAGUGAAAGGACAUGGAAAUGAAGGUCACUUCUGUGCUCAUACCACCUUGCAAAGCACAGAGAUGGCUGAUUUUGGCUGUCCCAAGUGUCAUGCCUCAAGAGUGUGAGAGAAGGAAGCUAAGUCACUGGCAGGAUACUUCGGCAGGGCCUUGUCUUCUCUUCUCCCCUCUUCUCCCUAUAUGGUUGCUCUUCAGACCUCGGAGAUGCAUGCAGCAUAUUUCUUUCCCUGCAAACUACAACUGGGGAAGAUAUGGCCCGUGGACAGCAGAAGAUUCAGUCACAGCAGAAAAAUGCCAAAAAGCAAGCAGGACAGAAAAAGAAACAAGGCCAUGAUCAGAAGGCUGCAGCUAAGGCCGCUUUAAUAUAUACCUGCACCGUCUGUAGGACACAGAUGCCAGAUCCCAAGACCUUCAAACAGCACUUUGAGAGCAAGCAUCCGAAGACUCCACUCCCUCCAGAAUUGGCUGAUGUUCAAGCAUAAAGUUCACAGGUGAAUACAUGGAACCUAUUGACUCUUCUACUUUCAGACAUUGCAUAACAAAUCUGCAGCGCUUUUCUAACAAACUGUUGAUCAGCAAAAAAUGAAGGGGCUAUAGAAACAUUCAUAUUUUUAUGCUGUUCCUCUUGGGCUUCAUGUAAAGACAAAUCUAUGUAUCUGUACAGUCGUGCCCUACUUGGAAAUUUGAAAAUUGGUUCAUUCUUAAAUUUUUUACAGUUGUAAUUAUAUUGAUGUUCAUAUUGUAUAAAAUAACUCAUUUAAUAAAAUAGUACUUUGAUUUUACAAUAUUACAGGUCAAAUGCUUGUAGAAAUUCUGUUUUCAGUAUCUAUUUCAUUUGCCUUAUAAAAUCUUAACAAGUGGACUUCUUCCCCAGCCAAAAAUAAGCCGUGUCAUUACUCUUAACACCCUUGCUAUUAACUAAGUCCACAUAAACUAGAAAAACAUUUCUCCAUUCAGUAUGCUGCUUAAUUUGAGCCUGGUUAUUUUCCUAAAACAUUCAGUGUCUUUGAUUGAAGAAAUAUGUUACUUCAACUCUUUAGUCUGGAGUGCCUGUUCUACUGGCCAUAAUGAAAUUUCACUCUUGUACAGAAGGGCGCUUUUAUCUUGGAUUUAUCCACUGGAGUUAUUUGCAUUAUCAGUGAAUCAACAUGUAAUAGAACUAAAGUUUCCUUUUUACAUGUUCUGAAUGGUUACACUUGCUAUAGCAAGAUGAAAUAAUUGAUCUCUGUUGUGAAGUUCUGCUGUGGAACUUCUUCAAUGCACCUAUGAGAAGUCGGUCACACUGGCUAUAUUAGCAUGUAAAAAUGACUACUGUAAUUGUUUCCUUGUCUGAAAGCUUAUUCAAAGGAACAGGAUAGCUCUUGAAAUAGAAAUUAUGGCUAAUUAUGCUUUGAUUAAUUGGAACUGAUAAAUGUGACUGGGACAAUGCCAAUCUUUUGCUAUCUAGCAGCCUUGGUUUAUUUUUUAUGGAUCACCUAAAAUAUGUUUUGAACAAGAUUCUAAUCUCAGGUGCAGAGUGCAAAAGUUUUGUCCCCGUUUUCCCCCUCUCUGAAGCUGUUUAUUGUGACAAGAUUUUUUGUUUUUGGGGGUUUUUUGUGUGUGUUUUGUUUUGAGGGGGGGCUUAUUUGUGAUUUGUAACCCAUUGGUUGGACAUCGAAGGAAACAUUUAUCAAAUUUUCCUUUCUUUGUGCCUAAAUUAUUCACCUUCUAAAUAGUUCUGUUAAGGCAAUUCUUCAGUUAAAAGACUGCACACACAAAUAAUGCUCAUUUGAUGCUCAAGGAUAAAUAGCAGUUCUGAUACCCUUCUGAUAAACCACUUCAGUAAAACUGCCUUUAAUAUAGUCAUUCUGGGGUGAACCUUACCAGUUAUAUAGCUGACUUGCACUUGUACACCUGACAUUAGAAUGUAGCUCUUGGUUCAUUUUGUUUCCUCACUUUAUAAUAUCAGCCUGCUCAUAAUUUGACAACUGAGUUCCAGUAGGCAAGAACUCUGCCUUCCAGACUGUUAUGGGGUGCUUAAAUGUUGAAAUUGAAUGUUUUCAUAAAGUAGUUGAAUGGGACAUUUGUUCACUAAUUUUACAUUAGUAUUCUGUUUUGAGGGGGAUCCCAAAAUGCUACUUUCAGACAGGUUCAUUCCUCAAGCUAAUACAUGUACUGUUUUAUUUCAGAAUGCUUAGUUAUAAAUAAGAAUGAGGGUUGCUUAUACAUUGUUUGGGAACAAUAAACCAUAAAUUUCUACUAGAUGUAGGACAAGUGACCCACAUCUGCAGGCUUUGUGUUCUUCUAAAUUGUUGUCAUCAGUACCCUGUCUGUAUUGGACAAGUUAGAGUUUUGUUUUAUACAUUAAAGCUGUUACAAAUUGAUAAUUUGUUUUUAACCAGUUAAAACCCACCAAAAACAUUGGAUGUUCAGCACACAUGGGAACUAUAGGGGGAAUGGAGUGGGGGUGGGGCCCUGAGGCGGUAGGAACCUUGAAUACUCUGUGUUGAUUUAAAGAGAUAGGGAUGAGUGUGGAAAAAUUUCCUCUUUCCAAAUCUUGUGGAUGGUACCCUGUUAAUUCUGGCUAAAAAGACACAAUUGUGCAUUGUAAUGUGUCUGAUUAAAAUCUUUUAAAAAGCAAAA
Molecule: messenger RNA, 4056 nt
Organism: Varanus komodoensis (Komodo dragon)
Lineage: Eukaryota; Metazoa; Chordata; Lepidosauria; Squamata; Varanidae
Gene: ZNF706
Product: zinc finger protein 706
Exons: 4
Coding region: 1686-1916 (76 amino acids)
Source: RefSeq, a predicted model, not a curated record